Molecule: messenger RNA, 1192 nt
Organism: Zeugodacus cucurbitae (melon fly)
Lineage: Eukaryota; Metazoa; Arthropoda; Insecta; Diptera; Tephritidae
Exons: 3
Coding region: 181-876 (231 amino acids)
Biological process (GO): positive regulation of DNA-templated transcription
Cellular component (GO): nuclear body
Source: RefSeq, a predicted model, not a curated record
UUAACAUGAAAUCAUCAAGUGCGACUCUGAUUUAGCGCCUUCUGUUUGUCACAUUUUGCUUAAUCACAGCUGAUUUUGACGAUAUGAGAUACAAAUAAUUCAAAUAGAUAAUCUUGAAAUAAACUCGGUGACGCGAUUAAUAUUAUGUUCCAUUAAGUGAUAAUAAAAAAAAAAGAAAUAAUGGCAGAGGUUUCAAGAAAAAAAAGAGUAAAUUGGAGUGAGGCUGCCGAAGCCGAUCUAAUACAGUUCUGGGCAAUGAACAUGGCAGAGCUUCGAACAGUUAAGAGAAAUAUGCAUAUACAUCAGGAAAUAGCGAAGGACAUGACUUCAAUUGGCCAUAAAUAUACGGCUGUGGAAAUUAGGGUAAAAAUUAAAAAUUUCAAUAAAAGAUACAGGAUGGAGAAGAAGAAUAUAGGUCCAUCGGGUAUUUCAACUUGGAUACAUUUCGAUGCGGUCCACAAAGCAAUAACCGGCUACAAAAGUUUUUGUUCGGACGAGCUUGCGGAGGACAGUAUUGUGGAGCCAAUUCAUGUGGAGUCUGAAAGCGAAGGAGAAUUGCCUCUUCCGAGUCCUGGCGGAUCUUCGGAUACCUCCAAUCACACUUCAUCCAGUGAAGCUGAAAAAAAAGUAGUGUCGGUAAUGGAUGAAAUGAGGAAGGAUCCUGGCGGAUCUUCGGAUACCACCAAUCCCCCUUCAUCCAGUGAAGCUGAAAAAACGAUAGUGUCGGUAAUGGAUGAAAUGAGAAAGGAUUUUGUGAAGGUGUUUCAGGCGAUGAAUGAUGCCGAUGAAAAACGGCUACGUAUAUUAGAAAAAGCUGUCAAAGAUGUUAGUGAGAUGAAGGAUGCUUUCAUCGAAUUCCUUCGUCGCCAAAACUAAUUUUAAAGUUUUUAAUUUAGAUUUUAAAAUAAUUAAUAUAGUUAUUAUAUAUAUUUUCUAAAAUUAUAUGUGUUUGAUAAGUAAGUAUGUUGUGUGUGUAUUUAAGUAUGAAUCGGUUGCUGAUUACAGAUAAUUUUUGAGACGUACCAAUAUAAUUACACGAAUGACAUUAGAAUCCAUAUAAUACCAAUAUUUAUAUAUUAAUACACAUACAGUUACGAUUAUCGCCCUUUUUUCAAACGAAAUUAAUAAAGACGGAAUUUGGUUCUUCCCAUUUGUUCAAACUAAUUUAUUAAAUGGUAUAACGAAAAAACAA